UAUAAACUGGGCCGAAGAUGCCUUUCGUCACAUAACUUGCUUCACUGCACAUCUGAUCUCAUCCUCAACAUGGCACUGCACUCUUAUUUACUGCUGGCAGCUGCUGCCGUCUGCUGCUUCACAACCCUCAACGCAAUCCCAAUGGAUGGCUUUGCUACCAAUAACAUGUGUCAGUGUCUGACCACCAGCUCAUCCGUAAUCCCACCUCGACUAUUCCAGAGGAUUGAGAUCCUGCCUCCAGGAGCACACUGUCGCAAAACCGAGAUCUUGAUUACCAAAAAGGACAACAAAACAGUUUGCAUAAACCCUGAUGCACGAUGGAUCAACAAUUUCAUCUCAAAAGUAAUGAGAAGCAAACGAGCUGUAAAGGAAACUGCUGUGCCCACUGUGGCAUAAAUCAAUGUGGACAAGAACAACCGCAAGAAAGUUAUUUUCCAUUUUCUCAUCUUUUCCUUUCGUUCAAACAGCCAAAUCAAGCUACUACAGCCACAUUUUUUAAAAAAAUGUUAUCGUAGGCUGCCUACAAAACCUGUAAUUAUUUCUUUGAAAUAAAAAUCUCACAACCUUCUACUUUAAAA
Messenger RNA from Megalobrama amblycephala (Wuchang bream), 578 nucleotides. Its product is annotated as interleukin-8. Bases 70 to 396 code for a protein of 108 amino acids. Gene Ontology annotation, biological process: antimicrobial humoral immune response mediated by antimicrobial peptide; inflammatory response; cellular response to lipopolysaccharide. The transcript has 4 exons. Gene Ontology annotation, cellular component: extracellular region. Lineage: Eukaryota; Metazoa; Chordata; Actinopteri; Cypriniformes; Xenocyprididae. Gene Ontology annotation, molecular function: chemokine activity; CXCR chemokine receptor binding. The record is from RefSeq and is a predicted model, not a curated record.